Molecule: messenger RNA, 1035 nt
Organism: Dujonia railenensis
Lineage: Eukaryota; Fungi; Ascomycota; Pichiomycetes; Serinales; Debaryomycetaceae
Source: the annotation of a GenBank genome assembly
AUGUCUUUCAAGUUCCCUUCGUUCAACUUUCAGUCGAUCCAGGAAUCGUUACCAUCGGUUGACAACAUCACCAAGUCAAUCUCGAAUGUAAACGUUCAACAGUACUCCGAUCUGUUGAAAGAUUCCAUUCAGCCCUUUGCUUCUAAAACCUCCCAAUUAAUCUCAACUCAAUUACACCAGGUGCAACAAUUAGCCGCCACCCACUACAACAAUUCCAACGUUGAAGUUUCUGAGUUGCCAGCUGAUUACCUUGAAUUGGAGAAGAAUUGCGAUUUGUUGUUAAAGCUCUACACCGACUUGAUUCAGAUCACCAACGACACCUACCUCAAGACAUCUUACGAUUACCCUCCAGGAAACAAUUCUUUGAACAGAAUCCGUGAUGCUAACGUAGGUGGCUUGAUUGGUAACAAGUUUACACAGUUGAGAAACGCUUCUUCUCCUCAAGAACUAGAGAAGAUCUUGUUAGGCAGCCAAGAGCAAACUGACUCAGCAGCAGCACCAGCAGCUGAAGCAACAACAGCUACUGAAUUCCCUAAGACCUUGUUCCAUCAAUUGGCACUUAUUUCAUCUACCCAUUCCAAAGAACUCAACCCAUCUCCACUUUCCAUAGCAUUGGAUAAGUUAUCAGUAGCAUACAAGGCCAUUGGUGACUCACGUUUAGAGCAAGAUGAAGCCAUCAAGACCCAGUUGAACUCUCAAUUGAUCCAUAUCUUGAACGAAGAAUUCAUAAAGGUUACAGAAUUGCGUAAAAGGGUUUAUGCAUCAAGACUGCAAUUUGACUUGAUUCGUUCAGAAAUAGAUGCGGAAACCGAAGACGAUAACGAAGAGUUGAUUGCUAGAGAAGAUGAAUUGGUCAAUGCUACUGAAUCCGCUGUCACAGAAAUGAAGAAAUUGUUGAAGCCAUCCAGAAACAUCAAUUUGUUGAAAGUAUUUGUUAACGCUCAAAAGGAAUUCUUCCAAGCAGCAGCUAAGAAAUUGGAAACUAUUUCUGCUGACUUGGACAAAAUUGAAUUCGAAGAGGAAGAUGAUGAGUAA